UGUGCAACAUGAUCAGCAUCCAUGACCUGCAGCGUCUGGCAUGGUAAAUCUAUGCCACCAACUUCCGAUGCGCUUUGACAUUCUUCUCCCUGCAGCCUUGGUCUUUCUGCAACUCCUUUGGUCCGUGGUCUUUCCACACUUGCCGUGGCCAACACCCGGUGCCACUCCCGCUCCACCCGUUUCACCCGCUCCACCUGGAGCGCCCGAGACGGUGGAGGUGACGGUGGAGGCGAGUGGCCACGGCAGUGGCCUUGGGUGGGCGCCGCGGAACACCGUGCGAUGGCUCGAGGAGGUGGAGGUCACUGAUGUUCCGCGCGGCGCGCACGGUGCGGGGGAGGCAGUGGAGGAGGAGCCUGUGGAGGUGCCGCUGUUUCCCUUGAGCGGGUUCUACGCGUUGGGGAACCGGCCGAAGUUGAAGAUCUUUGAACCGCGCUAUCGGCAGCUCUACAAGGAUCUUCUUUCCUCGAAGAUGCAUCACUUCGCCGUGACCACCGUUGACCCGGAGACUGGACACCUCGCCGCCGUAGGCGUCUUGCUGCGCCUGGAGGCGCUGCAGGACGUGGAGGCCGAGACGGAGGGCGCUGUGAAGUACCUGGCGGAGCACACGGUGCUGAGACGGAUCGAGAUUCAACGCUUGGUGAACCCCGAGGCUUUGUCCGACAGCAGCACCUAUUUGAGAGCUGCUGUCGUGCACUUGGAGGAUGUUGCGGUCGAGGAGCUCCAGGAUGUCAGCCUAUCUGAGCUGGAAGCUGAUACUCUGGAGACCUUUAAGGAUGUGAUCUCUGCCUAUCCUGAGCUCAAAGAACUUCAGGUGAAUGCUUCGCAAAGAGGUCUAUGGGAACUGUCGAACUCAUGGAUCAAUGGCUACUGGGGUGCCGCUCGCAUGAACGAUCUGCGGCAGCAGCUGGUCUCACAGAUGCGGAGUAUACAUGAGGGAAGCCUCAGGGAGGGUGAAGUGAACCAGGAGGUUCAGGAGUUGCAAGAGAUCUUCGAUUCCGAGCUUUGGCACCUCCGCCGGGAACAGGUGACUGGGAGUGGACGCCACGCUUGUUAUCGAUGAGUGGAGCCCAAAGAAUUAGCGGUUCACAUCGGUUCACGAAGUCACUAUAAGUUCUUCUUGUGGACCAAAUGACAUACGCACAAAUCUGAGACUUUUAUGACGAGAAUUGAGAAUGGUUAAUUUGUAUGAACAUGGAGGAGAUUGGACCUCGCAGAAGCUCAGAAAGCGAAAGACACCAAACUGCAGGACCCUACUCCGGACAGGCUGUUUCAGGACCCUACUUCGGCACCACAGUUGCCACCAAAGACCUUCUCUAUAGUGUAUUAUAUGGUGGGUCGUGACCCACCAGCGAGCUUGACCCACAUCAGGUCAAAACCCGGUCUCCUGGUGCGACUGGAACCGUGGUCCGAUGAGACAUCUGUGACCCUUGGUGAACCGCAGGAUCUUGGUGGAGGGGCGUCCGAAUGGAUCUUUCAAUCUCUCGGGAAAUACUCUCUGCUGUGCCAAACAGAUGCUCAGUUUCUUGUUGUGCAAAGAGGAUUUUCCUCAAUCAAGCGUGGUCGAGCAGUUUCUAAUUAUUGCGCCCAGGUGGGCUUACCUAAGAUGCCAAGAGCUUCUAAUUAAGAGCCUUCAUGUCAUUUUGACAGACUCUAUACCCGUCUAUACCUAGUAACCUGCAGCUGUUUGCUCCUGAGGUAUGCCGAAUUUCACGGCCGGUAGAACACCAAGAUUUCAGAUCCUCACUUAUCGUCACUUUUCCAUUCCCAUUUCUUUUCUAAGUUGUGCACCACUUUGCCGUAACAUGCUUCCCUUCCCUUACAGCAGUUCCUCGGUCUGAUCCGCUCCCCAGGUGACCUUGGGCCAGCUCCUCCUCCAGAGCCGCUCCCACGCGGAGCGGCUCAAAGCACUCCGCUCUGCCAUGCAGCUGGAGCGGAUCUUCGCGGGAGGGGAGGAUCCGCAGCGCGGAUCAGUGGCCUUCGUGGGGUAACGUGACCGAAGACUCGGUCGGUCGGUGCGAACACGAACUCACGUGGUGCGUCUGAGCAGGUGUGGUCUGGCCGGUCGCCUGUGAAAGAGAAUGACGAUGGUGAGGAGUUCACUGCAGUUCACCUGAGAGAGAUGUGGUGAAUGCUGCGCGAGGAAGAAAGAAGGGAAGUUGGUGGGUGGAGGAGGUUCGAACGCCAACACCAGGGGGAGUCAGGGGUUCACGAGAUGUCUUGAGUCUUGAGUCCGCCAAGUGAGGAGUUCACAGCAGGUUUUCAGGUCACUUUGGCUCGGAUUUUUUCCGAUUACUUUCCUGCCCAUGAGAUGCGUGGGCCCAUCUUGAGCCAACAUUUGUUCCUUGGGUGUGUCCUAUUACUUGCAAGAGUCGGUAAACAAGAACAGCACUCUUUAAUUUUGGAGAAAGGCCUGGGCCACCCAUAUACCCAGUAUAGUACCCAGUAUCCUUGCAUCCUCAAAGUGGC
This is a messenger RNA of Durusdinium trenchii, 2466 nucleotides long. The record is from the annotation of a GenBank genome assembly. Lineage: Eukaryota; Dinophyceae; Suessiales; Symbiodiniaceae.